Molecule: messenger RNA, 3893 nt
Organism: Phoenix dactylifera (date palm)
Lineage: Eukaryota; Viridiplantae; Streptophyta; Magnoliopsida; Arecales; Arecaceae
Product: translocase of chloroplast 90, chloroplastic
Biological process (GO): protein targeting to chloroplast
Cellular component (GO): chloroplast outer membrane
Molecular function (GO): GTP binding; GTPase activity
Source: RefSeq, a predicted model, not a curated record
AUGGUCAGGAAGGAAGCCGCCAUAACAAGUCUGCACCUCUCUCUCUCUCUUAUCCCCUCUUCUGAGUCUUCUCCGAAUAACCAAGUGCGGUAGUGGUAUUAUUUCUCUAGAGACGUGUAUAGAUUACAGAGGUAUUCUUCUACCAAUCAAAACGGUAGCAUCCGAGGGGCCCUAGAGGGCUUGCACCAGCGCCGGCGGCGGCGAUUGCGUCCAUGAACAGUGGUGGAUUCGAUCCAGUUUUCUCCUCUCAAGAAGGUGUAUCCUUUGUCAAACAAAGAUUGUUUGUUCAUCAGUAAUGCUCAUGUUAGAAGGACUCGAAAGAUGAAAAAAGCAAAACCACUGCUUAUGACUGGAGGAAAUUAUGAUUUAAAGGAUGAUGAACUUUAAAAAGUGGAUUUCUUGCCAACUGGUUUCUAAAUCAUAUCUGUCAGCAAGACCUUUCAGCUUCUUUGAUGAGGAGUCACCAAAUGGGGAUGUUGGCAGUCGAGCUACGAUGGAUGCGGUGAGCAUGGCAAGAACAGUAUCUUCUGGUGCUCCCCGGUCCAGUAAUAAUCAAGUAACUGAAUUUCCAGCCAGCCCGCAGAAUGUUACAGCUGAUGCUUCUCAUCUAGUGCAAUAUAACGAUGAUGAUAAUAAUGCAGACCCACUAAGCAAAGUUGAAGCUCUUCAAAUCAAGUUCUUGCGUCUUGUCCAUCGGAUUGGACAGCCACCAGAAAAUCUUGUAGUUGCACAGGUUUUAUACAGGUUGCAACUUGCAAGCAUGAUACGAGCUGGGGAGUCAGAUGUGAAGAGACCUGGUCUUACGAUCAAUAAGGCUAAAGCUAUAGCAGUAGAGCAAGAGGCUGCUGGUCGACCCCCUGUGGACUUCUCAUUUAAGAUUCUUGUCCUGGGGAGAACUGGUGUAGGCAAGAGUGCAACCAUAAAUUCAAUUUUUGAUGAAGAAAAGGCAGCAACUAAUGCAUUUGAACCUGCCACUGAUAGUAUCCAAGAAGUUGUUGGAUUUAUUAAAGGAAUCAAGGUUACAGUAAUAGAUACACCAGGCCUUUCACCUGCACAUGGUAACCAACGUCGAAAUAGAGAACUCAUGCUUGCGGUGAGAAGUUUUAUAAGAAAAUCUCCACCAGACAUUGUUCUAUAUUUUGAACGGCUUGAUGCCAUCAACAGGGGCUACAGUGAUUACCCACUACUGAAGCUUAUAACUGAUGUUUUUGGUUCAUCCAUCUGGUUCAACACCAUGCUUGUCAUGACUCAUUCUUCCUCGCCGCCUUCCGAAGGACCUGAUGGUUACCCUGUGAGCUUUGAAACAUUCGUUGACCAGCGUACACAUUUGGUGCAGCGUUAUAUAAACCAGGUAAUUUCCAACUCGCAGCUUGAGAUCCCUGUCCUUUUGGUGGAGAACCAUUCAUUGUGUAUGAGAAAUACAAAAGGCGAAAAGGUUCUACCAAAUGGUCACGUUUGGAUGUCUCAGUUUUUGGUGUUGUGCAUAGCCACUAAGGUCUUGGGGGAUGCAAACUCCCUUCUAAAAUUUCAGGACAGCUUUCAGUUGACACCAACAAGCACCAGAUUGCCUUCACUGCCACAUCUCCUGUCAUCACUGCUUCGCACCCGUUCUUCAUCAAGUGGCGGUGGCUUUGAUGAUGAGGUGGAUGAGCUCUCAGACAGUGAUGAGGAUGACUAUGAUCAGCUACCCCCUAUCCGGAUAUUAACAAAAGCUCAGUUUCAAAAAUUAUCUAGAGCUCAAAGGAAUGCUUAUCUUAAUGAGCUGGACUAUCGUGAAACUUUGUUUCUGAAGAAGCAGUGGAAAGAGGAACUUAGGAGUAGAAGAGAAAGCAUGCUUCCUACCAAUGGUACAUCUGUAGGCAAUGAUGAUUCUGAGAAUGGUGCUUCCCAAGAAGCCGUGCAAUUGUCUGAUAUGACUGUCCCACCAAGCUUUGACUCUGGUUGUCCUACCUAUAGAUAUCGAUAUUUUCUUAGCAAUGAUAAGUGGCUUGUGAGGCCCGUUUUGGAUCCCCAAGGCUGGGAUCAUGAUGUUGGGUUUGAUGGGAUCAAUUUGGAGGCUUCUCUGGAUGUGAAAAAGAAUCUCCAGGCUACACUUGCGGGACAGGUAAGCAAGGAUAAAAAGGAAUUUGUUAUUCAAGCAGAAUCUGCAGUGAAGUACAUGGAACCAAGAGGCCAUGCUUUGCUUUCAGGAAUUGACAUUCAAACUGCUGGUAAGGAUUUAGUAUAUACUGUUCAUGGAAAUGCAAGGUUUAGAAACUUUCAAUUUAACACAAUUGGAGGUGGGCUUUCUGUGACCAAAUUUGGUGGUGUGCACUUUAUUGGUGCCAAACUUGAGGACUCCAUUUCAGUUGGGAGGAGAUUUUUGCUGGCGCUGAACGCUGGGCGGAUGGGGGGCUGUGGUCAGGUAGCAUAUGGAGGGGGUUUAGAAGCAACCAUACGAGGGAGAGACUACCCUGUUAGGGAUGAUAGAGUGGUGCUUGCCGCCACUUUACUUUCCUUGGAUAAAGAGUUGGUUCUAGGGGGAAGUAUUCAGUCAGACUUAAGAGUUGGCCGUGGUACGAAGAUGUCUGUUAGUGCCAAUUUGAACAAUAGAAGGUUGGGUCAGGUUUGCGUAAGGACCAGCACUUCAGAACAUGUUGAGAUAGCACUGGUAGCAGUUUUUUCGCUAGUUCAGGCCUUAUUUCGGAGAAGGCCGACUGAUGCUGUGGGCUGAUGGAGAAACAUUAGUUUUCCUAUUAGUUGAUAAAUAAACAGAAUAGAAGUACCAAUAGUUUUGUUCUUCUUGUGAUGCUGAGAGACAAGUUAGUGGUGCGGCUUUUUUCCUGUUGGACAUGCCUCCUACCGUUCCGAUUCUUCAAGGGCCUAUGAAUGUACAAUAGUGAUGGGAGAUGACUCAAUUGGAUAUGCUAAUGAAUUUUAGAGGCAAAGAAAGCUCUUCAAGAUUUUUUUUGAGCCUGCACAACUCAUCUUUGCAUGGGUUUACUAUUAUUUAUAUGCAGAUCUUGGCAGAUGAUGCCUCCGUACGUGCACGAGGUAAUUAAAGCUGCAAAUAAUGCAUUGACGCAGAACUGCAUUAUCUUCUUUGCUUUGAUGGGUUCUUUUUGUUGCGAGAUAUACUGCCAGCACCUUUCUUUUUGAUGAAAAUGGUGACAUCAGGUUUACCUAAAAUGCUGAACUAACAGGAAUGGCAAAAUGCCUGGGUGAUGAGCCCUCUAUGAGCAGAAAUUUUAGGUGGGCUUCUGAACAUCUCGUAAUUAUUUGGAUGGUUGUUUCAACAUUGCUUGAAAGUUGAAACAGAUUCAUAUACCAGUACUGCCUUUAUGAAUUGAGCAGGGAGAAAUUAGAUGGAUUACAUCUGAUUUUGGUUACGAGGUGAAUGACCCGAAAAAUCCAAAAAAAAAUAUCAUUCUGGGGAUACAUCAAUACCAUCAGCAAGGCUGAUACAGAAACCCUAUGAUUUUGAAGGGUGCAACGGCAGAUGGUAUACAACUUCUAGUUAUAACACACAUCAGUUACAGCAAAUGUAAUCUGAAUGAGUUCCUAAAUGCCGAAGUUCUUCAAUUCCUCAUGUCACCAAAAUGUUGCUCUAUAUUUACCAAAAUGCUUAUCUUCAUCCAGACUCAAUGCUACUAUGCCUCGAGUGUUUUAUUAGUCUCAUUUGCGGCAAAAAGGAUCAAGGAAAAAAAAGGGGGGGGGGGGACAAAGACUUGUUCAUGUUCUUGUCCUCUAAUUACAUGAGAACAAGUUCUUGUCCUCUAAUUACAUGAGUUCAAUGGGCAUUUUGAUAUUGUUUUUUUUUUUUAUGUCUUUUUAACAAAACUCUUAUUAUUGUAAACAUGGUACCAAUGGCACUGUACCAAAACAACACUUGGUACCAUGAUUUGUCCCCUAAA